CUUCCAUGUAAUUUCCAUCACGCUGCUCUUGUUUUGCAGCACUCUCUUUACCAGAUCAUAGAAGCGCCCACAAUGGGUCCAGCAGAAAAGCCGUCUCUUUCAGACGCCCAACCUACCCAUCUCAUCGCCCACGAUGUUGAAUUUCUUGCAAGCACUGCGUCAGAACCACCGAGCGAACUACCUGAGAUUCGAACGCUCAGAGGACUCAAGUGGUUUCUUGUUGUACUCAGCAUCUUGUCGAGCGUGUUGCUCUAUGCUCUGGACAACACCAUCACCGCCGAUGUCAUUCCCGUCAUUGUGAGAGACAUGGGUGGAAUAGACAAGUUGCCAUGGCUCUCAGUCUCGUUCAUGAUCGGAGGCGUCUGUUCUGUACUCCCCUUCGGCAGCAUGUACGCCCUGUUUGAUGCAAAGAAGCUGUACAUCACUUGCAUUCUUCUCUUCUUGAUCGGCUCCGCUGUGUGCGGUGCAGCGCCGAGCAUUGACGCUUUCAUUGUCGGUCGUGUCAUCGCUGGCAUUGGCGGCAUCGGGAUCUACCUGGGCGUUAUGACAUUGUUGUCAUGUAACACGACCGGCAAGGAAAAGCCCAUGUACUUAGGGCUCGUCGGCCUUAUCUUCGGUAUCGGAAAUGUCAUCGGUCCUCUCAUUGGUGGCGCAUUUGCUGAUUCGAGCGCAACAUGGCGAUGGGGCUUCUACAUCAACCUCUGCUUGAUCGGCCUGCUGAGUCCAGUCUAUCUCUUCCUCAUUCCAAGCUACAGGCCACAGCCUGGGCGAACCAUACUCGCCCGCUUUGCACAGAUCGAUGCACCUGGUACAGUCCUCAGCAUCGGAUGUCUUGUCUGCCUGGUCAUGGGCGUCAAUUUUGGAGGCACCCUCUAUGCUUGGAAGAGUGCGGCAACCAUUGUGCCGUUCGUCCUCGCUGGGGUUCUUCUUGCAGCAUUCGUUUUCCAACAACGAGCGACAUUUCUCACCCCCAAGACAACUCGCCUAUUUCCGGCCACGCUUCUCCGGGAUCGAGAAGCAAUUCUCCUGUUCGUCUUGACAGCUACCUUCAACUCUGCCGGCUUCAUCCCAAUCUACUAUAUCCCAACGUACUUUCAAUUCACACGAGGCGACUCGCCGCUCCAGUCUGGUGUGCGUUUACUCCCGCUCAUCAUCACAAUCACUUUUAUGAUCAUGGUCAACGGCAGUUACUUGUCCAAAGGUGGAUACUAUAUGCCAUGGUUCCUGGCUGGCAGCUUGCAGGUGCUAGUCGCUGGUGUUCUCUUCUCAUUCAUUGACGUCAAUACAUCAAUGGCACACAUCUAUGGAUACUCUGUCCUACUCGGCAUAGGAUCUGGAUGUGGCAUGCAGUCUGGAUUUUCUGUCAUUCAAGCGAUUACAAAACCUGAACUCAUGUCAUCGGGUAUUGCGUUCAUCAUGAUUGCUCAAUUGCUCAGUGUUUCUCUAGCCUUGUCGAUCUGUGGCACAAUAUUCGUGAACACCGCCCUCGAAAGCUUGCAAUCACUGCUCGUCGACUACUCAAGGACAGAACUCCAAGCAGCCUUACUCGGUCUGAGUGGAGAGUUUCUGGCAUCCCUAGACUCCACGCAACGUGCCCAAACCCUCAGUAUCAUCGUUGAGUCGAUGGCGAAAGUUUUCAUCCCCGUCUAUGUCGCUGCUGCUGUCGGUAUUGGAGCUUCGCUUGGUCUGAGAAUGGUCAAGAUGACGCCUGCUGUCGCGAUGUGAGAAGACGUCAAUCGAUGAUGGCUGGAUCACGCGAUUUACCUUCAUGAUUGCCCGAGUACGAAGCACCUGGAGUCUUAGAGUGUCAUAGCUUAGAGUGGACUUGUGGUGUGUGCAUUGGUUUCAAAAGUAUACUUUCUUACUCCGAGGAGAGCCAAACCUGACUCUGAAGUCAUAAAUCACGAAUUUAUAUGCAUUCGAGAAUGAAAGCGAGCAAGCUCAACUUCAUUUCGACCUGAAAUGGGUAUCGUGGCAUGCUCACCUUCUAAAUGAACAUGACUGGCAGGAACUGUGGACGGAAUUCCGCUUAAUGAUAAAUGUAUAAGAUAUGUGACAUACUUCUGCUUGGAUUGACUCGUGACUUAGCAUAUAAGGUGUCACUUUCGGCAAAUGCUAUCAUGGCAACAUCUUGAUUGAAAAUAUCAAAAACAAGAUAGCGGCACAAGUUGCCAACAUAGGUUCAACAUAUCAACAUUUUUAGAGAG
Molecule: messenger RNA, 2207 nt
Organism: Pseudocercospora fijiensis CIRAD86
Lineage: Eukaryota; Fungi; Ascomycota; Dothideomycetes; Mycosphaerellales; Mycosphaerellaceae
Exons: 10
Coding region: 73-1725 (550 amino acids)
Biological process (GO): transmembrane transport
Molecular function (GO): transmembrane transporter activity
Source: RefSeq, a predicted model, not a curated record